AUGGCCUUAUCUUCAUCAAAGAUUACUACUGAAUGUAAUGAAGUUGGAACUUCUAAAUCUAAUCCUACUUAUCAAACAUAUUAUCAGCAAAACGUUGACCAACAUCAAAGAUCUCUUGACGAACAACUUGAUUGGUUAACUGUUGAUCAUGAUGAUUUACGACAAGAUCUUUUAGAACAAAUUUUAACACCAAAAUAUCAUCCUUCAAUGACUGUUAUUGAUAGAUGGGAACAAGAAAGUAUAGCAUGUAUUCGACGUACGGCUGUUCUUGCUCGACGAGCACUUAUUGAUGCUUUAGAUCAACAUGUAUUUGAAAUAAAAAAUAAAUUAGAUAUGUUGACACCAAAAUUACGUGAAGCACGUAAUAGUAUCAAAUCUUUCAAUGAAGAUGAUAUACGAAAAUGGGCAACGAUCUUACAAGAAUUAAAGCAAAUGCCACUAUUUCCUGUUACUAUUGAUAAACAAAAUAGUAUUCAUGGAUUAAUUAUUGAUCUUACGAAACAUCAACGAAUUGCUCAUUCUAAAUUAAAUUUUGAAGAAUCAACACCAUGUACUUUAAUUUCCAUUAUUCGUAAUCCUACUUAUGCAAUUUCGAUGUCUAAUAGAACUGAAUGUCAAGAAAAAUCUAAAAGUGUCCUAAGAAACACUCACCCAAAAAAUAAAACAGUAAAAUUUGAUGGUAUUUCUUCAAAUAGAUCAGAAACCAUUACACCAGGAGGAGUUCUCAUUAUUCGAGAAUAA
Messenger RNA from Rotaria sp. Silwood1, 741 nucleotides. Lineage: Eukaryota; Metazoa; Rotifera; Eurotatoria; Philodinida; Philodinidae. The record is from the annotation of a GenBank genome assembly.